Molecule: messenger RNA, 664 nt
Organism: Pseudophryne corroboree (corroboree frog)
Lineage: Eukaryota; Metazoa; Chordata; Amphibia; Anura; Myobatrachidae
Gene: BRK1
Product: BRICK1 subunit of SCAR/WAVE actin nucleating complex
Exons: 3
Coding region: 141-368 (75 amino acids)
Biological process (GO): regulation of actin polymerization or depolymerization; cell motility; actin filament organization
Cellular component (GO): SCAR complex
Molecular function (GO): protein-containing complex binding
Source: RefSeq, a predicted model, not a curated record
GUGUGUCGGGGCCGGCGUUCCCUUCUCUGACAUGGCUGCCGGGGCCUCAGCCCUGAGGGAGGGUGAUACGCACGGAGUGAUCCUGCAGGCGGCGCUGUGGGUCCCCGGCGGAGGCGGAUCACGGUGGAGGAGACGGAAAGAUGUCCAACCAGGAGGACCCGGUGCAGAGGGAGAUCCACCAGGACUGGGCCAACCGGGAGUACAUCGAGGUUAUCACCAGCAGCAUCAAGAAGAUCGCCGACUUCCUCAACUCCUUCGAUAUGUCCUGCCGUUCCCGACUGGCGACACUAAAUGAGAAGCUGACGGCGUUGGAAAGGCGGAUUGAAUACAUAGAAGCACGGGUGACCAAAGGAGAGACCCUCACUUAGAGGCAUCGCUGCAACAUACAUUUAAAUAUUUUAUAUACAGAUAUACGCUAUGGACUUCACUUCCAAAUAAUCAUCAUCAUCUCUCCUUUCUGUAAAUCACUGAGUUUACGGCAUUAAUGCUUAAUGUCCCGCCAUCAUUCCUGUGUAUUAUGCUUUAUUAUUGGUUAACGAGGCACUGAGGCUCUGCUAACUCUCCACCUCAUACAGAAUGGGAACUGGUUUUGUUCUUCUGUUUUUCUUUUGUAUCAAUGUUUUUGUCUAAGUUUGUGUUAAAAUAAAUGUAAACGGUGAGACCA